UGUCAAAAGGGGUUUGCGGCUCCCGGUGUUUUCUUUUGUGCAGGAAACGGGUCCAAAUGGCCCAUUGAGUGUUAAAGGUUGCCGACCCCUGUUUUAACCCAAUCAGCAGACACAGCUGGACAAAACAGGCCGAGAAAAGCCACCAUUUCCUUGUUCUGGCCAGUGGCCAUAUAAUCCUGGACAGCAAAGUCUGUUCCACUGAAUCAGCUGGAACAUGCUGUCACUCAAGGGCAUUGCCACUUUUGGAAAAGGUUGGUCCUGUGAGCUGCAGUAUUAUACCCCUUCCUCCCUGUGUGUCCCAGCACUUUUGCUUUUUGGAACCUGCUGUCUCUUGAGGUGCUCAUCAGAUUUUCUUCUCUGGUUUGUUUUUGGCUUAUGAUGUUGCUUGUCAAGGGGACGUGCACGCAAAAUUUUCCAGUUCGUUCAGUGCAUAAACAAGCCACGGGUGUAGCCAGGCAGUGUGUGUGAGCAGAUUUCUACUAGAACCCUGACUUACUACGUGUGACCAGGUGUGCGCAUGAGAGAGAGGAUUUGCACUGUGAUCUUUAGCAUACAGAACUUCUCUUUGUUUUAAGCAUCUUUUCUAUCUGGUUUGCACACGCUUUUCCAUGACUUGACAACUGCAGCUUCAGGCUGUGUGUGAGUUGCACGUCCGAAUAAGCCAUCACGGACCCUGCCUCGAAAAGAACUUUUUUCCCCCGCCUCUAUCACUUCAGGCUGUGCUUUGAAAUGAAUUCUCUGUACACUUUCCACUUCAAUUAAUCAAAGGUUUAGUAAUCAUGUGACGUAUGUGCUCAGGUAUGAUUUUGUCCUUGCUCUGUUUUGGAAAUGCUUGUCUCAGCUCUGAGUAGACAUCUUUGGAACCCCUUUGAAUGUUGCACAGUUGUGUCCAAUCCACAAGUUGCAAGUGUGGUAUGUGGUAAUUGCACAUAUGUAAAAUCUUCUCCAUGCAGGGUAUUUUGGUAAUUUGAGAAGGUUAUAAGUUUAUAUUUCUAUAUACUGCCUGUAGGUCCUGCGUGAUUUACCAACAACAGUUGAAAAGUCAGUAAAAACAAGCAUAUUAAAGAAAACUAGUCUGGGAACUAAUCUAGACUUUAAUGACUCUAAUCGUCUUCUUGGUGUUGAUUCUGUCCAAGACCCGGAGACAUCAAAAUGAUGGCACAGAUCAAUCUUUCAGGUAGCUGCUCAUGAAUUCCCCUUCUCUGGUUCAUUUCCCAAACAUAAUUCUGACAAAUUUUGGUGUCACUUCUUCGUCACACUUGGCUAUGCUUAGUUUUAUCCGUAGCCAUCCAUUUUCUUGCUUUCAUUGCGCAACGUAGCUCUUGGAGAUACUGUUUGGGGCACUUGUGGUAUGGCGAUGGUCCAAAAUGAAAGGAAGAACCUUCAGGUUUCAGAAGUCUUCCUUCGGUGCUCACCUGGAGGUCUCCCAGUGACCAGGCAAGGAGGUGGUUGUUGAACUGUGUGCUCCAAACAACACAUACAAGGAACAAGCAGGCCGCUGAUCGGGAACUUUGGCUGGUGUAGCAUUACAAUGGUGUUGGUUGUGUGUCUCUGUGUUGACAACACAGCAGUCCUUCAUGCUGUCCAGAAUGCCAUCCCUUGUGCUUUCUGUGUGAAGGCUCCAGAUCUGCUGCCAGUCCGUGUUGGUAUUAUAGAAUUGGAUGAACCAACCCACUGAUUAAGAAAAGGCAGCUUUGUUUCCCUGACACCUGACUGGUUUGUUGUCUUGCAAGCUGCAGUGGUGCUUUUCUGCAUCGCUGAACCCAACAAAGUUCGUGAUGCAAAUGAUGUUAGUGUUGUGGCACACCAGGACAGCACUGCAACUCACAACCUUGGGGGUGAGGCCUCUCGUGCCCCGUUCUGUCUGCUGCUGAUGGUAAAUGCACUGAAGGUGUAUUUGUCCUAAAGAAGGCCAGAGGUACGGGGUAUAUGGUAGCUGUCUCCACAUUCUGUGUCAGUUAAUCCCAUAAAUUGUGAAUUGGGUGAAGAGGAAGGAAAGGAGAAUGAUCUGGGGACUGGGAACAAAGCCCCAUGAGGAGAGGUGGGAAGAGCAAAUGUAUCCCAGUUGUAGGAAGCCAGGUUCUGGCUAGAUAUCAGGAAAAAACUUCUGACUGCUAGCGCAGUGCAGCAAUGGAACCCAUGACUGAGGGAGCUGAUGGGCUCUCCCAUACUGGAGGCAUUCAGGUGGUAGUUGGACAGUCAUCUGUCAGGGAUGCUUGAACUUGGAGACCUGCAUUGAGCAGAGGAUUGGAUUGGAUGGGCUUGCAGGCCUCUUCCUGCCCUACAAUUAUGUGACUCCCUAAGCAAUACUUACUGUCAGUCUUCUUGCUGGAUACCGCAGACAUCUUGCAUUAGAAAACUAGAGGCAAGAAACUGGUUAGGUCUUCCAAAUUUUGAUUUCUGAAAAGCAGCCUCCGUCCACACCCGGUUACUUUGCUUUCACCAUUUCUUUGUGUUCCCAGCUUCCUGAGCAGCAGCGACAACAGAACCCUCAGCCGGCACAAGCCCCUUCCGUACACCUCUCUGAAGCGUUGCAGCCCCGUCAUAGUCUAGGGUCCAUCCAUACCUGGCUGACAUCCAGGUAUGCAAGACCAGGUAUGCAAGAAUGGUAACUAAUGCUGAAGACCUCCAAGGGGGUUUCUGACUUCCUCUCCCCAUGUAAAGUAUGCUGAGAACUUUUCCAGUGGUUCUGCUGGAAACCAUGUUUCACUACACCGACGAACCCAGAUUCACCAUAGAGCAGAUCGACCUGCUUCAGCGCCUGCGGCGCACUGGAAUGACGCGGCACGAGAUCCUCCAUGCCUUGGAAACCUUCGACCGCCUUGACCAGGAGCACAGCGACAAGUUCGGCCGUCGGUCCACCUACGGGGGCGGUGGCGGCACCUGCAGCAACAGCACCACCAACAAUGUCCCGGCGUCUUCCUCCACUGCCACAGCUUCCACACAGACCCAGCAUUCUGGGAUGUCCCCCUCCCCAAGCAAUAGUUACGACACCUCCCCACAGCCUUGCACUACCAAUCAGAAUGGGCGGGAGACCAACGAGCGGUUGUCCGCCUUCAACGGGAAGAUGUCGCCCACCCGUUACCCGUUGGCCAACAGCAUGGCCCAGCGGUCGUACAGCUUCGAAGCCUCCGAGGAGGACUUGGACGUGGACGACAAAGUGGAGGAGCUGAUGAGGAGGGACAGCAGCGUGAUAAAAGAGGAAAUCAAAGGCUUCCUGGCCAACCGGAGGAUUUCGCAAGCUGUUGUUGCGCAGGUAACAGGUAUCAGUCAGAGCCGGAUCUCCCACUGGCUGUUGCAACAGGGAUCGGAUUUGAGCGAGCAAAAGAAACGGGCCUUUUACCGAUGGUACCAGCUUGAGAAAACAAACCCCGGGGCGACGCUAAGCAUGAGGCCGGCCCCCAUCCCAGUCGAAGAACCGGAAUGGAGGCAGACGCCGCCUCCCGUCACCGCUACCUCUGGGACCUUCCGCUUGCGGCGGGGCAGCCGCUUCACCUGGCGAAAGGAGUGCCUGGCUGUCAUGGAAAGCUACUUCAAUGAGAAUCAAUAUCCCGAUGAAGCCAAGAGGGAAGAAAUCGCAAAUGCCUGCAAUGCAGUCAUUCAGAAGCCAGGGAAGAAGCUUUCGGACUUGGAGCGAGUCACCUCCCUCAAAGUCUACAACUGGUUUGCCAACAGACGGAAGGAAAUCAAGCGACGGGCCAAUAUCGAAGCAGCAAUCCUGGAGAGUCAUGGGAUAGAUGUACAAAGUCCUGGCGGCCACUCCAACAGCGAUGACGUAGACGGGAAUGACUAUUCGGAGCAGGACGCUUGGCCAGUGCGCAAUGGGGAGGAGGAGGGACGAUGUGCAGAGGGAGGCAGAGAAGCAGAGAAGUUAGAAGAAGACAGGACGAUCUGCUCAAAACAAGAUGACAGUACCAGCCAUAGUGACCACCAGGAUCCCAUCUCGCUGGCCGUGGAGAUGGCAGCAGUGAACCAUACCAUCCUGGCACUGGCGCGGCAAGGAACCAGCGAGAUCAAAGCGGAGGCCCUGGGCGACGACUGAUGAGGCGGCGGAGGGGGAGCGCUCCCAGCCGAGAAAGUAACCUAGGUUUAGACGUAGCACCUUAGCAGCCUUUACCUGGUCCCCAAUAUGUGUUUUCUUACAGUAUAACUUUGCAGUCUCUUGUCCGUCAAGUUAUCCGUUUAGGGUCUUGUCCUGUGAAGAUGGCAUGGUGCUCUCUCACUCGCGUGUGAACGCUCAGUAUUAACUCCCAGUCCAAUCAUUCACUGCACCGACCGACCUUCCUCUCCCGGCGCAGCUCCCGCCCCGGCGGACGAAGCCCUCCGCGGCUCCCUCUCGCGCGUUCCACGGGCAGGGGUCCCGGCGUCGUAGCGGCCCCCAGGUGCAAAAUCUGUCCAAGAGAACCAGCCAACGGCGCAGCCUUGGAGUGCCCUUCCGGGGUUCGGGCUUCCCCCCGUUCCGAGCCCGAAAGGCAGGCAGGGGCAGCAGGGAGGACGGCUGCCACGGGGAGGGACCGUGAGCGCCCCCGUGCAUGGCGGCGUCUCAGCAUCUGCCUGCCAGGUGCCGACACGUCGGGCCCCUCUGGCCACGCAGCCCCAGGGUCGUCCCUGUUAUUCUCGGCGAUGGGCGCCUGGCCUGAACAGCCAGGGAAAUGGGGAGCUGCCUCGCUUCGUUGGGUGCCCAUUCCUCAGCCUGGCCGUCCUCUUUUCUGCUGUGUGAUGUGAGGCAUAAGCCAAGAUUUUCUGGGAGAGAGCGGCCAGCUCUCGUGCGAGCGCCCAGAGCCGCCAUCAGCAGAAAAGGGUCUUUUCCGCGUGUCUCAAAAAUCCCCAGGCACGAUGCUCCUUCCUCCGGCGGGUCUUCAGGAACGGAGUGGGGGCGGAGCGAUCCUUCCGCGAGAGGCUGCCAUGGCCGGGACGGUUCCCAGCAUGGCCGUACACAUGCUUGCUCAGGGGUAAGCCCCACAGAGUUCAGUGGGGCUUGUUCCCAGGCGCGCAUGUGCAGAUCUGCAGGCCCUCCCGACCCCAAAACCUAGCAGAACACCCACCCUCUGACUCGGCCUGUUUAGGCCAGCGACACACGGCGAGAGGCCGGGCGAGCUUCUGCUGUGCCUAAUGGGGAACAGCUCUGCCACUCUCUCUCUAAAUAUACACCGUUUCUGGCGAAAAGUCUGAAUUCAGCCUCGGAAGUACGGGAAACCUCGUGAAAGAUCCGUGUGACCUCUUCCCCUUCCCCACAGGCAAUGCAAUGCAAUGCAGCACUCUUGGGAAAGUUUUCCUCCCGGCUCCCAGCAGGCCCCGUGCCCCACGAGAAGGGAUGGGAAACACGCAGGCGUGUGCACGCCCACACUUGGCACAACCCUGCCCGUUGGUACUGAUUCACGGCUGUGUGCUUUUGGUGUGGUCGGUUCCCAGCGGCAUCGGCACAGGAUCCGUUCUCCCCCUCUGUUCCUUCUUUGUGUUGGUCUUGGCCAAGCGCCGGGCAGGUUAGGGAACACUUGGAAGCCAUAUUUAAACGGGACACUGCGUGGUGCUGUGUGCCGGGACCGUUCGCUUGCUCCCGUGGUGGAGGUCAGCUUUCUUUAGCCAGCCUUGGCCGGCCACCCUGAGGCCGUUCAGGCGGUCCAGUGGAAUGGUGUUCGGUGGUCUUUGAAGUGAAUCUAUUUCUUAAAUAGCAACAAUGAACUGGUUUUUUCAUAUAUCUUGAUCAUUAUGUAGCACUUUGGUUACUUUUUUCUUAAACAAAUAAAUAAAUAUUUAUAUUUAUAUUUGAUAAUUUCCUUUUGAAAAAUUAUUGGAGAAGUCAAGAAUUCAGCGCAAUAGACUUACGUUGAAGAGUCACCCCAUAAUAUGCUUUGGGCAGAAUCCAUUGGGAACAUCACUGAUGAAACGGCCCCGGACUCCAUAGAACUGAAUGGGCUUUCCAGCCAAGCUCCGCUUGAGGCCUGCUUCAGAUGUGAACAAGAGUCCGGAUGAGCGCAUCAAUGAAACUUGUACGCCGUGUGUUCCCAGUGAAUUGUGCGCCUGUCAUUUGGCAUCUCUGAAUGUUGCGUGUGCAUUACUUUUCAUAAACUCAUACCUUGGCCGACGUGGCCAGAAUAGGGAGGCCUCAAUAGAUUUCAGCCUGGUUCUUUCAUUUAUGCCGCCCCUCCGCUCCUCUGAGGUUGUGACUGGGUUCCGACAACACAAGAACCCAGGGUUGAACAUAAGUUGGCUGUGUUAAAAUGUGCAUUAUUGUGUUGUCUGAACCCAGCCAAGAUAACAAACUGUGGUGAACAAUUCCAACUUCACAACCGCACAGCAAACCAUGGAUUUCUCUCCCUAUUUUGUUUUGUGGUUAACAGGACAUGGGUUGGUAGCACAGCUGGGUUCAAACAACACGGUAACCCAUGUUUCAACAACGUGCUGCAGUUCAGUGGCAACCCGCAUUCAGCCCUUCCUCAACCUUUGACUGUGGGUUAUCCGGUUGUCUGAACCCAAUCCUCGUGUAGCAGAAGGGCAAUGGCACGGAAUCUCUGCCCUGUUGGAAGGGGUCAGAGGGUGCAGGAGGGAUGCAUGAACUGGGAGGGCCGUCUCUGAAUCAGUUUGCCCGUUCUUGAAUGCCAGCCAAGAGACUGAUGGAAAGGCAGUUCCUCAGGCUCCCUGCAUGCAUCUUGUGUGUUCUGGGAGGGGCGGAAGAGAGAGUAGCAUUCUGGGAAAGCUACUCCAUGGUGGUCCAGUCAUUUCAGGAUCCCCCGGCAGCCCCGUGGCCAACCAAUAAUUACUUGAUGGUUUUCGGAAAGGGUCCGAUGCUGCUGCUUCUUAGGAUUAGCUGCCGGCAGUUAGAACUUCCGGGCAAAAAUGUGCCAGUAUUUUGGCUCCACCUCCUUUGCUUCCCACCACCAGAAUGUGGCCCCGAGUACUUCCGCAGAGAUGAUGUUGGCCCUUUGGGCUGAGUAAAGCUGAACCUCCCUGAGCCGCAGCCCGGCUCUCAUAAAUGUCCAGGUGGGAUGCAGUCUAGAGAGGGAACUGGACUCACGCAAGAUGGCGCCGUGCAACUGGAUGGCCCCACCAGUGGUGGGGUGUGUGUGUCUU
Messenger RNA from Varanus komodoensis (Komodo dragon), 7071 nucleotides. RefSeq names its product homeobox containing 1 (gene HMBOX1). Gene Ontology annotation, cellular component: nucleus. The coding region runs from base 2666 to 4042 and encodes 458 amino acids. The record is from RefSeq and is a predicted model, not a curated record. Lineage: Eukaryota; Metazoa; Chordata; Lepidosauria; Squamata; Varanidae. Gene Ontology annotation, biological process: positive regulation of DNA-templated transcription. The transcript has 11 exons. Gene Ontology annotation, molecular function: double-stranded telomeric DNA binding.